AUUUAAAAUUUGAAUGUUUUUUUAUAAAAAAAAAAAUCAUAUAUAUAAAUUUUAUUUAUUAUUGAUAAAGUCGUAUUAUAUCGUGUCAUUUUCCUGCAAUCUUUUAUUCGGCGCAACUUUUCGAUAUCGUCACUUUUACAAAAGUGAAUCAGGUUAAAAAUAAUACUUAAAAUUGUAAUUUUAUUUUAAGAAAUGACGAUGUUACUUACUUGUUAAUGUAUCUUAUCACAAUAUUUCGAUGCAUUGUUUUCGGUGCAACAUAAUCGUCAAGCGACGCAGCUAGACAUACCAUUUUCCACGUAGUUUAGGAACGAGGAAAGUAGUUUUGCAUACCAAGGACGACUGGAUCAUUUAUACGAAACAUGAGAGAAUGCUUAUUAUCGACAUUACGCACAAGUACAAUAAUACAAUAUCAUGACACAUCAUUAUGACAUGUCAUAAAUUGUAAAGCUAAAUUUCACUGAUUACGAAACGACAAAAUGGGCGAUUCUUUUCCGAAAACAAAACUGAUAGACCCUGAAGACGAACAAGUAACUGCGAAAUUAAUGCAAUUUUUGGAAACAUAUAUUCAAAGAAGAGAUCUAUUACAAAAAGACGUGCAUAAAAAACAGAACAAUUUUAGAAAUAUAUUAGUGGAAUUGGAACGUGAAAAUGUAUUAUUAAAAUAUUCUAAUACUGAACAGAAAAAGAUGAUCUCUGUGUUACAAAACCGUAUUUGUAAAUUACAAAACCAAAUUGAUAGUUUGCUGUAUAAAUUGAAUAGCGCUUGUGACAUUAUGAGGAAUAUGCAACAAAAAUUGAGAAAUAGAGACAGACAGCUCAAACAACACGCCAUAGACAAACAAAGAAUACUACAGAGAUGCAAUGCAAAGAUACAAAGAGAAACUGACAGAAUGAUCAAUGAAUCGGAUAUGAAACUGCAUGAACAGCAUAAACAAUUAACGAGCUACAUCAGGAAGAAGGAUGACAAAUUAAAAUUGAUGAAACAAAUAUUGAUGUCCACUGAUGAAAAUAUGUCAGAUGCUAAUGCUGUAUUAAUGGCACCGAUAGCUUUGAAUACGACAACGAAGAUUGCAGAGGAAUCAAUCCCGAUAGUGUCCAAGGAAGAACCUGUCAUGGUAAUAUCCAUUGAUUCUCAAAUUGCCAAAAGCCAUCGCAGCCAGCAGACAUUGCCUUUUUGUACAAGAAUCAAUCUCAAUGAUAUUCAGGGAAAAAUCGCGAAAGAACCAAUCCCGAUGACAUCCAAGGAAGAACCUUCGAGUUCGCAAACUGAGAUCGCGGAAUCCGAAUCAAUUCGACCUACGCGCACUGAUUCUCCUCUCUCUUCACAUUCCGCCACAAUUGCGUUGGCUGAAAUUGCAACUAUUAACAAAUUCAAAUCAGAUAUAAAAAUAAAGAUUAAAACUGACCUCAACAUGCAUACACUAAUGCAUUUCACUACUCAUCAGAUUCCAGUAGUGAAUCCGAGAUAUCGACGAUCGCAAAACGAUAAAUGGAUAAAUCAUCGUUCUGUUGGAAUGGUUCCAACUGGUACAAUCUUCCAGCCACAAAUACAUCUUCAUAAACGAAUCCGAAAGUUGACAAAUCCAAACAAUUUUGCAGUCAAAUCUGCCAAGUACUGCCUUUAUGCGCAAGAACAAGACACAGAUGGCGAACUCGAAACCAAAUUAUAUAAGGCUGAUAUAUUGCCAACGUGUGGAGGAGGAGCACAGAUUGUAUUUAAGGAUAUAGAAUGUUUAAAGCAGAUAUCUCCAACUGCAGCAAAACGACAUAAUGGGCAGAAAACCUGGAAAACAGUUUAGCAUCUACAUAAGUCUUGUGUACAUUGUCAAAAGCUUCUCUAUGUAUUACAACUUAAUUUGUAAAACAGUCGCAGAGUCGACGAUAUUGUUAAUUAUCUGUUUAUCGUAAUUUAUUUAACAGAUAUACUUGAGAGAGUAUUUUUUUCGUCUUUUUGUCUUUCACACGCAUACACAUACAUACACUUUGAUUGAUACUUUGGAAUUUAUGCAACUGACGUUAUUUCGGAGAUAGAAGGCGAAAUAUUUCACAUAUUAGAAAUAACAAUUUAUUUUGUUUUACUUUCAAGCCAUAGAAUAACAUUUGACGCUUUUAUUUCAAAUUACUCUUAUAACAUUAAUAUAGGAUGGAAGAUGAACUCUGUACACGUCGAGAUGAUAUAAAAAAAAAUUAAAAAAAAUAAAAAAAAUUGCGAUAUUAUCUUACACAUGUAACAAAGAGUCUGUUCUUUAUAGCUGAACUAGCUGCGCAGACAUUUUGCGUACCGAUAAAAUUCAAUUUAUUUGAAUGUGAAUAGAAAUUUGUCAUUGUAUCUAAAGAAACAUACUAAUAUAGAUGGAUGUAAUUCUUUACUUAAUUUCUUACACUACAAUGCAGUUGCAUCUAGAAAAAACUUCACUUGUUAAAACAAAUUUUAACUGCAUUACUUUGACAAUAUACAAUUGACAAUCAUAUAAAAGCCUAUAUUUUCCAAACCUAAACAUAUACUCCCUCCUCCUUUCAUCUAUCACACCCGCCAGUCUCAAUGUAUAAUAAAAAAUAUGAUAAAAUAUAUUAAACUAUACCAAUUAUAUAUCAAGACAAUAUAUAAAUUAUAUCAAGUAUCAUAGACAAAUGUAUUAAUUACUAGAGAAUUAGUCGUGUGCGCGCGUUAUAUAAUUGGCUCUAACAAACUUUACACAAACACACGCACACAUACACACUUAUAUAUUAUAUAAAAUUGAUUAUUUAAAAAUAUUGUCUUACGCAACAAUGUGCAUUAUCUUUCAUCACUUUUUUUCAUAAUACAUAAAAAAAAUCGCUCAAUAGUUUUUCCCAAUUCUUAAUAUUUCUUGUUAAAUUAUAAAUUUACAGAUACAUAAUAGAAAAUGUGAAACUAAAGAUUCAUGUAAAAUCUUUAAUAAACGAUAUUAUCGUAGAUAUAUUAUAAGAGUAUUUAUGUGCUUGUGUAUUUUUGAAACAUUCGAAUGAAUUUCUAAAUAUUUUUUUGCGAAAUAUAAGUUAUGGUAUUGGUAAAUUAUCGGUUCCAAUAUCGGAACCGAUAAUUAUCAAAGAGAGAUAUGUAUCGUACAUAAUACCGUUUAUCGAAUCGCUUAAUUUCCUGUAGAUAUAUUCUACAAAGUAACCAGAAUGGCUAUUUGACAUCGAUUCGCGAUAAUCGAAACGUAUAUGACCAAACUGUCUACAAAAUGUAACAUUUAUUUGUGAUGAUUGUAGAUGCAUACAUACACGACACGUGUGUUGCAUGCGCGUGGUGUGUGUCCACACAUAUAAUACAUUGCUCUCGGCAUUACACGAAGUAUAUAUCUCUAUUGAUUACAACUUUAGCGAAACAGCAGACAGUCAUAGCUUCGAGCUAUUAAAAUUACAUCUUAUUAGAUAAAAUGAUUAGGCAAAUCCGGGCAGUUCUAUAAUUGGCAAGCGCCAUAGUGCUUGGUCGAGAUUUAUUGCAACAUUAACAUCAAGCUAGAUAUUUUGUUAUAUGAUUGGUUAAUCAGUCGGCCAAAAAACAAAUUGUUAUUAAAUUUUUACGAGAUAUCAUGGCUAUCAACAGAGAGAAAUAAGAUUGGUGCGACUUGAAACUUUUUAAUCUAUAAAUAACACUGCUUGUCCCAAUUUGUACAUAUUUCAAUGCAAUUAAUUUUCCAUCGAAUUCGAUUCAUUAAACAAUUCAAAAUCGUUGGAUAAUGUUUUUUGUUAUUUUAAUCACGUGCGACGCGCAAAAAGAACAGGGGACAGAGAAAAGAGGAGGCGUUAUUACUUGUUCUGUGAUGCAAAUUUCUUGCACGACUGCAAUUACGUGUAUGUAUAAUAAUGCUAUGUGUACGAUUAAACAUUUUAUAUUUUAGAAAAAAUGUAGAGAAAUUUCAAGCGAGAAACUUGAGAAAUCGAUCAAGAUGAUGACUGAUAGAAAGACUGACUAAAGACACAGUAAGUAAUAAUCGAUCGAGGUAAUAAGAAUCUCGUUGGUUGUAGAAUAACAAUAAACAAUUCCGAUAGAAGUAUAAUGUAUCCGCGAGACACACGCUUGCUUAAAGACGCUCGCAAAUAAACAAUUUGUUACGACGCGCUUCUGUUUGAUCGUGUAUGAACCGCGAGUGAAAGCACUACUCGAGAUGAUAAUCGGUGCCAAGCAAAAUGAACGGGAACUGCGGAGACAAUCAAUUUAUACGACUCUCUCGUUAUGAUAAACGCGAUUUCACUCCGACAUAGUACACAUAAUAUCAUUGUAAUUUCAUUUUUUUUCUUUUUUUUUUUUUUUUUUUUUGGG
Molecule: messenger RNA, 4291 nt
Organism: Formica exsecta
Lineage: Eukaryota; Metazoa; Arthropoda; Insecta; Hymenoptera; Formicidae
Product: kinesin-like protein KIF23
Exons: 8
Coding region: 480-1802 (440 amino acids)
Source: RefSeq, a predicted model, not a curated record